CCUGUCAGUGCUCAUCAGUGCCACAUGCCAGUGCUCAUCAUCAGUGCCGCCUAUCAGUGCCGCCUAUCAGUGUCAUGUAUCAUUGCUGCCUUUCAGUGUCCAUCAGUGCAGCCUAUCAGUGCCCAUUACUGCAGCCUCAUUAGUGCACAUCAGUGAAGGAGAAAAAUCACUUAUUUACAAAAUUGUAUAACGAAAACUAAGAAAAAACUUUUUUUUUCAAAA
This is a messenger RNA of Staurois parvus, 222 nucleotides long. The record is from the annotation of a GenBank genome assembly. Lineage: Eukaryota; Metazoa; Chordata; Amphibia; Anura; Ranidae.